GGAAUUGGGUACACAGCAAACGAGCAAUGGAAACGGAAGAUGAAGUACUUAGUUAAAUAACAGCUGUUGGGGCUUUGCCUUAAAUGAUUCCAAAUGGUCUUUACAUACUUGUCAGUUUGAUGUAAAUGGCAUGUUGUCCUGCUGUACCGUAGCCGCCCAUUCAACCAUAUGGCGAGUGUGCAACCAAAUGAAACUCAAGAUGGCCAUGUUUCCCAGUAUAAAGAGCAGGCUGGCAGCGUUCAAAGUAUGUACUGUAAGGAGCUUGUAUUUGGAGGUGACAUGGAGUACUCAUUUGAAGAGCUGCAUUCUCAGUGCUACUUUAAACACCUGGACGAAAAGGUCUUAGAUUUUGGCAAAGUCAAGGAAGAGUUGAAGGUUGAAAUUGAGCAGAAGCAGAAACUUAUUCAAGGGAAAAACAAUGCAGCCCAGGAUCAGCAGCUUGAAGAGGAGCCACGGCAUUCCCUCCAGACAGCUGAAGGCACUUGUGAGCCUAAGACCUGUCCACUGAAAAUGAAUAGUGAGCCAGAAAUGCCCAGCAGCUCUGCCAUCAGAAAUACUUCAGUAAGCCAAGAUGAAGAUAUGGUACAAGGUGGAAGUGCACUUAAACAGAGGAGUUCAAAGGCACCUAAAUUGUUUACUGUAUAUGAUGAGAAUACUUUGUCUGAGAAGCCAAAUACAAGAUCAUCCUCAAGGAGCCAUAAAACUUUGAAACUUCCCACCUCCAUUUUGAAGGCCAGACAGCCUGCAUCAGAAUGUGUUGGUGAUAAAGAUAGCUCCAUUUCACGCUCGGAGGAGGCUAUCAUCAAUGGCCACUGGAAUAAGACUCUUUGCAGAAGUCCAGAUGACACCUGUGAUUUUUUUCGUGCUGCCCAAAUGGCUUCCACUCCAUUUGGAGGACCAGUGAGGCAGAACCCUUCAGAGACGUGUCAGAUGGAGGACCGUGAGGCCCUCAACAAAACUGCCCCUGUAAUUUUCAAAGAGCCAAUCUCUGAUACCGUAGCAGAGACAAAAAAGUUAAGCCCAAUCCAAGAGAUCAGUCAAGAGUGGGGCUGUACCUCCUACUCGUCCCUGGAGCCUGAAUCACGAGGAAGAACCUCAAAUCUCUUUGGAAAUGCAGAGGUUAACCUGUCUACCAGAGGAAGAAUAGAGUCGACUGUAGCCCCCGAAACCAAGACAAUUAAUCCCCUUAGCCUGGAGGUCAGAAGAGCACUGCUUGAUAAUGUAGACCUGAGUUCUUUUGCUAACUUCAACAAGAAGGCAGGGAAUCUUCCAGAGGCUCAGGAUGACCUGAGUCUUGAUGGUGAAACAUUGUUCUUCCUCAGAAAGAUUGCUGAUCCAGACAUGUACUUGUAUUGGUCAAACAAUGGGAAUGUGUUUAUUAAGGUGGACAGAUCUUCAGUACCUUGGGAUUUCUACAUUAGCUCUCAACUGAAAGCCAGGCUGCCAGCCAAUCUGAAGCACUGCCAUGCUCAGAGUACCUGCUACCUCUAUGAGAAUGGCUCUUUCACACUCUGGAGGGUUCCUCAAGGGCAAACCAUUCAAGAUUUGGUAGAAAACCAUGUGAUUAGACAGAAUGUUCCACGUUUGGCCAUCAAGUUACUGGAGAUGGUGAAACAGAUGCACUCGUGUCAUCUUGUUCAUGGUGCUUUGCGGCCUGACACUCUGCUGGUGUGCCACAGCUGUGAAGACAAUGUUGUUGGGAUAGAGUUCUCCAGAUCAUUGGAUCUCAAGCUGCAGACUGAUGUGAAGAUGGUCCAGGCUUAUUCUUCUGCUCAGGACUACAUUAGACAGGGCUUAUUGUUGCCUUCUGCCUCUCCAUACCAGGUUGACCUCUAUGGCAUUGCAGAAAUAGUACACUUGUUACUGGCUGGAAGAAGCAUGGAACUCAUUAAAGAGGGCUCAUACUGGAGUUUGGUAGAGAAGACUGAAACUCAUGUCAGUGACCCACUUGGCCCAUUGUGGGAAGAAUUUUUCCACACAAUUUUGAAUCCAGAGGACAAGUCAACAGAAACUGUUUUGUCGAACCUGAUCAGCAAUUUAAUGAAUGCUCUUGAUGAAGGUCUUUAUGAAGGUCUUUUUCCUCUGUAGUUAUGUUGUCAGUCUGAUUUUUCCUUAUUCUUCUCACUGUCUUUUACAAUGAAUACCAACCUCCUAUACCUGUGGUAUGCUUUCUCUUUUAUUCUACAUUAUAUCAUACAAAUGUAAUAUCCUUUGCACUAUUUUAUAUUUGUCUUACAACAAUAUUUCUUGGAUACAGACUGCAAAAGUGUUGGAUUUGUAAGUUGUCAAAUAUGCUGAAAAACAGCAGAUAUUCACAACUAAUACCUGUCUAGCACUGCAAAUAUGUAAUAUUGUUAGUUUUUGUGUUGCUUUUGCUAUUCUUUAUUAAAUUGGGAUAUCAGGCAUAAUUUGGGUGUUGAUUGCUCUAUAAUUAAAUGACUUCUGUAGCAUGAGUGUAUUCUAGCAACUU
This is a messenger RNA of Electrophorus electricus (electric eel), 2470 nucleotides long. RefSeq names its product BUB1 mitotic checkpoint serine/threonine kinase Ba (gene bub1ba). Gene Ontology annotation, cellular component: nucleus. Gene Ontology annotation, biological process: meiotic sister chromatid cohesion, centromeric; mitotic spindle assembly checkpoint signaling. Lineage: Eukaryota; Metazoa; Chordata; Actinopteri; Gymnotiformes; Gymnotidae. The record is from RefSeq and is a predicted model, not a curated record. Gene Ontology annotation, molecular function: protein kinase activity.